This is a messenger RNA of Colossoma macropomum (tambaqui), 3144 nucleotides long. RefSeq names its product contactin 3b (gene cntn3b). NCBI's taxonomy places the organism in Eukaryota, Metazoa, Chordata, Actinopteri, Characiformes, Serrasalmidae. Gene Ontology annotation, molecular function: protein binding. The transcript is spliced from 22 exons. The coding region runs from base 1 to 3090 and encodes 1029 amino acids. The record is from RefSeq and is a predicted model, not a curated record.
AUGCACCUCGCCUUAAAGAGACUGUUAAAUACUACAAUAGUAACAUGCAUUAGAAUCUCACCAGCUUAUGCUCAAAAUACACUUUUCCACGGUCCGAGCUGGAGAGCAGAACCCUCUGACCUGAUUCUACCCAUCCACUCCCCAAAUCAGGAAGCUGUUCUAACAUGCGAGGCGUCUGGUGUCCCCUCUCCGCAGUACAGAUGGUCUCUAAACGGGACGCUCAUUGAUCUUCGUGGUGACGAGAGGCGUCGCAUGUCUGGAGGGAACCUGAUCAUUAAAGGGCUGGACCGGGACCAAGACACCGGGGUGUACCAGUGCUCUGCCUCCAACACCCGCGGAACCAUCCUGAGCCAGAGAGCCAGUCUGCAGUUUGCAUAUCUAGAGAACUUCAAAACCCAGCCCAGAAGUGCGGUGAACGUGAGGGAAGGCCAAGGUGUUGUGCUGUUAUGUGGUACCCCUUUGCAUUCUGGAGAGCUCACUUUCACCUGGGUCUUCAACGAGUACCCUUACUUCGUCCAGCAGGACAGCCGGCGCUUCGUGUCCCAGGAGACGGGGAACCUAUACAUUGCUAAAGUGGAGCCGUCCGACGUGGGCAACUACACAUGUGUUGUGAACAACAGCAUCACCAAGGACAAAGUGCUCAGUUCCCCCACCCCUCUGGUACUGAGAAACGACGGGGCGAUGGGGGAGUACGAGCCCAAAAUAGAAGUUCAUUUCCCCGACACCGUGCCUGCUGCUAAAGGAUCCUCUGUGAAACUGGAAUGCUUCGCCUUGGGGAAUCCAGUUCCUAGGAUCAGCUGGAGAAGAACCAAUGAUGUGCCAUUCCCCAGUAAAGUCAAACUGAGAAACUCCAACGCCAUUCUGGAGAUCCCUCGCUUCCAGCAGGAGGACACGGGAACCUACGAGUGCGUGGCGGAGAACAGUCGAGGGAAGAACGCAGCGCGAGGCCGCCUCUCUUUCCAUGCCAAACCUCACUGGCUGCAGACUAUGACGGACACGGCCUUGUCCAUUGAGGAGAACUUGUUCUGGGAGUGCAAAGCCAGUGGGAAGCCCAAGCCCUCCUACAGCUGGCUGAAGAACGGAGAACCACUCAUGUCAGAGAGUCGAGUGCUGAUAGAGAACGGCGCCCUCACCAUCUCCUCGCUGACCCUAUCUGAUGGAGGGAUGUAUCAGUGUGUGGCUGAGAACAAGCACGGUAUCGUUUAUGCCAGCGCUGAACUGAUGGUUCUGGCUUCGCCGCCCAGUUUCUCUCAGAGCCCUUUGAGGAGCGUGCUGAAAGCCCGCACUGGCACCGAGGUGACCCUGGAGUGCAGGCCACAAGCCUCGCCAAGAGCCAUCAGCCUGUGGAAGCGAGGGAGUGAGAUGCUCCAGAAGAAUGAAAGGUUAUCUCUCUUCCCCAAUGGAACGCUGAAGAUUGCCAAUGUGACUAAGCGAGACGGAGGCAUUUACACGUGCAUCGCCAAAAACCAGUUUGGCAGUGCGAGCACGGCAGGCCGGCUGUUGAUCACAGAGCCGACCAGGAUCACGCAGGGCCCCAGCAGUCUGGAGAUCAUAGUGGGCGAGAGUAUUGUGCUGCCCUGCCAGGUGGCCUUGGAUCCAGCCCUCGAUGUGACCUUCUCCUGGGCCUUUAACGGCCAGCUCAUUGACUUCCACCAGGACUCGGACCACUUUGAGAGAGUCGGCGGGAGGAAUGCCGGCGACCUGAUGAUUCGAAACAUCCAGUUACACCAUGGUGGGAAGUACGUCUGUAUUAUUGACACUGAUGUGGAGAGCUUGUCUGUGGAUGCAGUUUUGAUUGUGAAAGGUCCCCCUGGCCCCCCAGACACAGUGCUGGUGGAGGAAAUCACAGACAGCACGGCUCAGCUGACCUGGAGCCCCGGCAGGGACAAUGGAAGCCCCAUCACCGGCUACAUCAUUCAGGCCAGGACGCCCUUCACUGUGGGCUGGCAGGCGGUCGACACAGUUCCAGAGGUGAUCAAUGGCAACACUCUGACUGCUACAGUGGUGGAUCUAAAUGCCUGGGUGGAGUACGAGUUCAGAGUGGUGGCCAGCAACAGUGUGGGCAUGGGGGAACCAAGCCCACCAUCUGCAAAGACCAGGACAGAAGAUGCAAUUCCUGAUACAGCCCCCACCGAUGUGGGGGGAGGGGGUGGCACCAAGUCGGAAUUAGUGAUAACAUGGGAGCCCGUCCCAGAGGAGCUGCAAAACGGAGAGGGUUUUGGCUACAUCAUCGCCUUCCGGCCGAUGGGCACGGUCACUUGGACCCGAGCGGUGAUUUCUGCCCCCAGCGUGGCCAGAUAUGUGUUUCGCAACGACACACUACCACCCUUCUCACCCUUUGAUGUCAAAGUGGGUGCUUUUAAUAAACGAGGAGAGGGACCCUUCAGCUCUAUCGCCACUGUGUUCUCAGCUGAAGAAGUGCCUAGUGUAGCGCCCGAGAGAGUCAUGGCUAGGAGCCUGUCAGCCUCUGACAUCGAAGUGAACUGGGAUGCCGUACAGUCGAGUCCUGAGAGAGUGCUCGGCUACGAGGUGGUGUAUUGGGAAGAUGACACCAAGCCGGACACUGUAGGCAGAGUGAGAAUCAGUGGGAACUCCACCGCCGCCAACGUUAGCGGUCUAGAGGGAAACACUCUAUACUUUCUGGCUGUGUGUGCCUUCAACACUGCUGGGACUGGCCCUCAAUCUGUUCCCGUUAAUGCUACCACUAAGAAACCACCUCCAGGGCAGCCUCCUCAGAAUGUGGAGUGGAGUCUGAUUGGCUCCCAGCUCACACUGCAGUGGGAUCCAGUCAUAGCUCUGGAUACUGAGUCUGAGGUCACUGGAUAUGUAGUGCUGUACAGGCGACACCGGAACAACGACAUGUACACCAUCACCACCACCAAAACCACGGUGGAGCUGACCCUCUCCCCCAACGACAACUACGUCAUUCAGAUCAAGAGCCUGAGCGAGGGGGGGCUGGGAGAAGGAAGCGAGCCCAUCCACAUCCACCAACUCAGCAUGGGCGCCCAAGGCUCUGGAGUGGCUAGGCCAGGCUGUCUCACUCUCUCUCCUGUCCUCUUUACUGCACUGGCGGCCCUCAAUGCCUCCUGAGGGCUUUCUGCUGUGAACGCUGCCUCCACACCUUCGGCCUCUCUCUCUUUUACA